AUGCGAGCGCCCGCGCUGCUACUCACAGCUGUUUUUGCCGCUCUGCUGGGCGUGGCAGCGUCCGCCGACGCGGCCGACCGCCUGCGAGCGUACAACACACGCGACGACCACACACCUUCGACAAUAAUUGGCCGGGCCGACGAGGGGCGGACCUGGAAGGCGGACACGCCGGGGUUCAAGGGCUCAGUCACGUUCCCGGGCGACUACGACGCUCUCCAGAAGACUGUCGAGGGCCUGAUGGGCCAGGUCACGCUGAUAGACGUGAUUAAAGACGCCGUGGACAAGGUGGCGCGCCGCGCGCACACGCGCGACCUCGCGGGCAUGUUCGAGACCGCGGGCAAUGCGAACGAAUUCGUCGACGUCAAGCUGCCGGACGGCAUGAAGGGCAACCUACAGAUCAACACGGCCGAGGGCGUGGAGGCGUUAGGGAAAGAACUUGUCAAGAUGGGCCCCUCCCUGGGCGGCUCCUUGUUGGAUAGCACAAAGCGCGACGCGGCGGCGGGCUGGACCGGCGAGGAGGACCUCGUGGCGCUGGACGACGGCGGCGGCGGCGGCCAUGGUGAUGAUGGCGCGCUGGACCCGCGCUUGGUCAAAGGCGUCGCCAGAGUGGGCGCCACUGUGGUCACCAAGGUGGUCUCGGCCCUGGACCCGUGCAAGUGCUACGGGUGUUCCACGUGCUGGCUCCUGGUAUUCGAGCCCCUGCAGAUCCUGACCACUCUAUGCAUGGCCAUUUGCAAGUUUGGCGCCUCGGCCUUCAAGCCCGACGGGUGCGUUUAUAUGGGUUUCAUAACGAUGGAGAGGAUGACGUUGGGACUGAUUGGGAAGAAAAUGAAAGAGGUUCCGGGCGGGAGGCAGCCAACUCUUUGCGGCUUGAAACUGAACGAGUACAUCCCAGGCGUGACUAGGCCGACGAAAGAAAUUGAUGCUUCAUGA
This is a messenger RNA of Anthostomella pinea, 933 nucleotides long. The record is from the annotation of a GenBank genome assembly. Lineage: Eukaryota; Fungi; Ascomycota; Sordariomycetes; Xylariales; Xylariaceae.